Molecule: messenger RNA, 3443 nt
Organism: Plutella xylostella (diamondback moth)
Lineage: Eukaryota; Metazoa; Arthropoda; Insecta; Lepidoptera; Plutellidae
Product: protein Wnt-4
Biological process (GO): multicellular organism development; neuron differentiation; canonical Wnt signaling pathway
Cellular component (GO): extracellular region
Molecular function (GO): frizzled binding; cytokine activity
Source: RefSeq, a predicted model, not a curated record
UUGUAUUUCGAACAGCGCGGAGCCCGCGACGCCGCCGCGACCGUUGCACGAACAUCGAACUUCUUCCGCGUUUGAAAUCAGAAUUGUCAUGUGUUCUCUAUUCGAAAGUGAAUCGCGUACCUGCCAAAAGUUUUAAAAGUUUGUUUUAAGUUCGGAAUUUCAGUUUUGUUUUUUUCUAAGUGGCCAGCAAUUUUUGUCUCUACAUUGUUGUGUUGUUGGAGGCUUGUGAGGGAGUUUUGCGUUUUGUUUGCGAUUUUGUUUUUGCAUUAUGAAUGGGUUUUGUUCGCUGUGUGUUUAUGUGACGUGGUAGAGUGACUGCUGAGGAGAGUUCAAGUUGCGAGGAACUUUGGGAGCGGUAAAAUGGAGCUUUUUUACAAAGUUCUGUAUCCGCUCUUGCUUUUCGUCGACGCUGCCAUGGGGAACUGGUGGAACAUGGCAGUGUCAGAGUCUGCCGGCACGCUGAACAACACCAUCGAGUCGGCGCCCCCGCUGCGGCGGGAUUCGUGUCAGCGGCUGACAUUCCUCGUGGACCGGCAGAAGCAGCUGUGUCAGCUGAGCGAUCAUAUCGUGCAGGUGAUCCAAUCCGGCGCUGAACAAGCUCUCGAGGAGUGUCAGCACCAGUUCCGCCACAGCCGCUGGAACUGCAGCACUGUGAACAACUCCACCGAUAUCUUCGGAGGGGUGCUCAAGUUCAAAUCCCGAGAGUCGGCCUUCGUCCACGCGUUGUCUUCAGCGGCUCUGGCCCACUCGGUAGCCCGCGCGUGCAGCCGUGGUGAGCUGAACGAGUGCUCCUGUGAUGGAAGAGUGAGGAAGAGGACGCCGCGGCACUGGCAGUGGGGAGGAUGUUCUGAGGAUAUUCGAUACGGAGAAAUGUUCAGUCGAGAUUUCGUGGAUUCAAAAGAAGAUAAGAACUCUGACGAAGGACUGAUGAACCUGCACAACAAUGAGGCUGGACGAAGGGCGGUCCGCAGUCGUAUGCAGCGCGUGUGCAAGUGCCACGGCAUGUCGGGCUCGUGCUCCGUGCGCGUGUGCUGGCGCCGGCUGCCGCAGCUGCGCCUAGUGGGCGACGCGCUCGCCACCAGAUACGAGGGCGCUUCGCAUGUCAAGGUGGUGGACAGAAAGAGAGGGAAGAACAUCAGAAAGCUCCGUCCCCUUCACCUGGACAUGAAGAAGCCGAACAAGACCGACCUGGUGUAUCUGGAGGACUCGCCCGACUACUGCGAACCUAAUGACGAGCUCGGAAUCCUCGGCACCCGCGGUCGCACUUGCAACCGCACGUCGAUUGGGCUCGACGGUUGCCGGCUGCUGUGCUGCGGGCGUGGCUAUCAGACCCGGAUCAGGGAUCACGAGGAGAAGUGUCGCUGCCACUUCGUGUGGUGCUGCAAGGUGCACUGUGACGUCUGCCGCUCGAAGAGGGAUCAUCAUGUUUGUAACUAGAUCGCGGUUGAACUUGUCACAUGCCGAGUUGCAGAAAGAACUUUAGCUAAUGAUGUUGGCAGGAAUUCUAAUUUUAGAGCUUUCAAAACCUUGAGUAAUUUCUUUGUUUAAAAUUCGACUCUGUGGGUGUUUCUGUAAAUGUCAUUUUUUGCUAGGAAAUUUUAUAGCUUGACAGCGUUUAAAUUAGUAUUUUUGCCUUUCGACAUCAAUGCAAGGCAUCAAUUUCAGCAUUUAAUCUAUGUCUGUCUCUUUCUGUACGUACACUGUCAAAGCAAGGCAUAAUAUUUAAGGUCGACGUUAGCUUAAAGUUCCUUUCUGCAACUCAGAGAUAGUAACUAUAGGCCCGUAUUGACAGCUACAUAAUGUAUGAAAUCAAGUUAAGUAACUAUUGGAGCUACAAAAGGUUUUUUUUUUUCUUACGUUUCACAAUAAUAAGCCAUGAGCCACAAUAAUACCUCAUGGAAGUAAUAAGUAAGUACUUUAAGUACUUAUUACUUCUAUGGCCAGACUAUUGUGUCGUGUUUUGUUUUUUCAAGAAAUUCAAGAGUAAAUUGCAAUUUCGUGUAGCUUUAAAAACUUAAACUGGUCUAUUAUUAUUGUGAGGAGUGUAGAAGAAGGUGCAAGCAUAUUUAGAUGACAUUAUUGGUAGAUAAUUCUUCUUGGGUUUGGAAAAAAUAUGAGAAAUCAUUUUUGGUAAUUCUACACCGUAUCUGCAACUAAAUCAGGGGAUUAGUGAAAAGUCUGUCACGAAAUGUUUUUAUGUACCUAUGUGUCGACCGUGCCCGUGACCUAGUUUCAGAUGUGCAUCUACGAAAGACACAACCUGUAUAGCAUUGAAACUUUGACUCUUCAUCCGUACCCGUCUAUAACCCGAAUUUUCAUGUUUUUGGUUCUUUUGAGUAGUUUAUAGAUUACUGGAAGUCGAAAUAAAUAUUAUUAUUAUGAAAUUUUGUAAACUUUUGCAAUACUAACGUUACUUAGACUGCUAGGCUAUUUUACUUUUAGACUGAUUCUAUUUUAUAUUUUUAUUUAUAAAGAAGGCUUAAAAUAUUCGUUUACAUUUGAAGAAUUAGCUUUAUUUACAGUAUUACUAACUUAUUUAAUUCAUUUAAAAUGUAUAUAGCUUGUAAAUAAAGCUCCAGUUUAUAUUGUAAUACUUUAUUUUGUAAAUAUUUUUUUUAUUAUGUACUUAAUAAAUGUGCUUAUGUGGAACAUGAAUUAUAUUUUUUUUCUACCUCAAUCGAGUAACGUUUCGUUUAAAUCAUGUUUUUGAAACACAUUUUGCUAUGCUUACUUAAAUUACAUUAAGAUUUAAUAAUAUUAUACUGUAAUAACCAACUAGUUGUAUUGGUAAGCUCAUAGCGAUCUUUAAACAUUUGUAAAUAGUAUUUAAGAAUAAUUUUAGUAAUUUAUUGAUUUAGAUGUGAUAGCUUUAAUUGUCCUUAAUGAUCAAAAGUAGAGGUAAGAAUUCACUCAAUGUUUUUUUUAAGUUUAACUGAUACUCCUAAAGUUUGUAUAUAUAUUUUUAGUUAAGUUUACUAGUUAUGUCUUAGUAGCUAUUUUAAGUUCGAUAAGUUGUAUCAAUGAUUAAUUUUAAUAAUUUGAGUAUGCCUCGGAUUUUCUUGGUUUGCAGUAGAUAAAAUUUAAUCAAAUAAAACACCUGAAACAAACAAACACUAACCAUAUUGCUAUGUAAUUAUGUGAUUUUGACAGAUUAAUUAUUUGGUGAAACGGUCUCUUACCUGCAUUUAUUAUGCAAAAGUAAUGUUUAGCCCACGGAAUUUUAAACAAUUUAAGGCUUGAUUAUGUAAUGUCUAUUAGUAAGAUAAAUGAAUCAUACUUUUCAUACAUAAGUGUUUUUUUAUACAUGUGUAAUUCGGUGUAUCGGUAUACUAAUUACAUACAAGUCUUGCUUAAGACUAUUAGAAUAACCAUUUUAAUACUGAAGAUUUAGACGAAUAGAUAUUUGAUGUAAAUGGCGUAAAUAAAUGUAUUAGAAAAGAUAA